Scophthalmus maximus (turbot) is the source of this 4679-nucleotide messenger RNA. RefSeq names its product mediator of DNA damage checkpoint protein 1-like. Bases 1 to 4266 code for a protein of 1421 amino acids. NCBI's taxonomy places the organism in Eukaryota, Metazoa, Chordata, Actinopteri, Pleuronectiformes, Scophthalmidae. The transcript has 2 exons. The record is from RefSeq and is a predicted model, not a curated record.
AUGAGGUUAACAACACUGUGUGUAUAUGGGACCCUCCUGGCCUUCUUGAGCCUCUCUUGGACCACAGGAAGCUCAGGUGAAGGAGACCUCCUGGGGGAUAAGGGAUUAGGGCCCUGCGCUGUAACUCUGCAACUUAAGAGGCCGUGCAGACAGGGGCAUGAUGAGGACUCGUGCCCUUACCUUUUCACUCUGCCACCACUGACUGUUCAUCUGCCAAAGCAGCUCAGCGAGCUGGAGAAGAUCGUGAAGGAUCUGCAGAAGCUGAAGGACAACGUGGAUCAACUGAGGCAGAUGUGUGCAGAUUGUACAGUAAGCCAAACAGAGCGAGAGUGUGGGACGCAAAGAGAAAGAGAGCAUGUGAAGCUGAAUGAGGGUACAGAUAGACAUGAGGAUAAGAGGAAAUGGGUGAAUGAGAGAAGUCCUGAGAGACGAGAAGAUUUUAGACAGGAGUUUGGUACAGAUGGGAUUAAAGUGGAAAAGACUAUGGAAGAAGAUGGUGUAUCUGACUCAGAAAAAAGAAAAAUAUUUGAAAAAAGAGGGAGAAAGAAAUGGGAAGCUGCAAGAGAGAGCAAUAAAGGGGUCAUAAAAGAAAAUGAGAAAGCAGAAAUGUUAAUAGAAGUGGCAUUAAAAGGUGGAAAAACUCAAAUAAAGGGGGCAAAUGCUAACGACAAAUUGGGACAGGCAAAGAUGCCAACUGCUGGUGGAAAUGGAAAAAUAGUGGAUAUGACAGGAGAAAGGGUUGUUUUAAAAAAUAAUGAAAAGGAUAGAAAGGGGAAUUUAAAGGGAGAUCAUGGGGAUAAAAUGGAGAGUGGAAAAGAAAGACAGUUGACCAGUGAUAACAAAAAUAAGGAGAAAACAGAAGAAAGUGACCGACACUUUGAUGAAACAAGGGAUACGGACAAAAAUAACCAAACUGAAGUAAACAGGGGCAGUGAUGGAAUAAAGACGUCUGAGGACCACGAUGAGCAUACAAAUAAAGAGCAAGAGCAACGCUGGGAGGACAAAAAGAAAAUAGAAACGGGGAUAAAAGUGGAGCCAAGUAAUGAGAGACCAAAACAGACUGAAAGCAUUGGGCGCACAGAAAAAGAGAAGGCUAUAAAAAAGGGGGAAGGGGAGGAGGCGGACGGGGAGAUGGGCACUGAGAUCAAACCAGAAGGAGAAAAAAUGGUCCCGACUGUACAAAGAGACAGUGAUGAAGAAUUAACAUCCAACAGAGCAAUUGAACGGACAGACUUUGCUUCGACUUCACAGUCUACCAUUAGUGUAGCUCCAAGACAUGAUUCAAUAGACUCAAAUAAAGCUACAACCUUGACGCAAUUUCUUCCAUCUCCCCCACCUCCUUUGUCCAGUACACAUUUGAUCACAGAUGUCAAACAACCAUUGACGAUAGCUGCUCCUGGACUACCAACCCAAAGCACACACAUUGACGUGGCUCACAUUUCUGAGCACCCACAACCUUAUGCAGAGGCAGGCUUUAGGCCGACAAGUAGAAAAACCACAACAGCCACAUUAAGCACAAUGGGUGUUCCCGGACAACAAAUAACCAGGAGCACUAAGAGCUUCACCUCUACAACUAGUCCGAGAUCUGGGGCAGGUUUCCUGGGUCAAGUUAGCUCAACUGUGGCGACUACAACCACCUCAACUCCCAGUCGGAAUUUUCACACAACUACAUCCACAGGAGUAGCAGACCGCAGCCAUUUGACAGCAAAAAGGAACAUCACCUCACAUACCAAGACUGGAGUGAAACCUCGACCAGGCCAAGAAGCAAAGCCCCGUGAAAAGCAUAAACCUGGAAUUAAGCCUGAGGCAGGCCAAAAGCAAAAAAAAACAAAGAAUGACCAUAAAUCAGACAGUGCACCUUUGUCUGUCAAAAAAACAAAACAAGACCAAAAGUUUAAGACUCCUCCCCCAAAACCCACAGCUCACCCGAACCCCAAAACUGGCAAAGACCCUCAACGAGACCAAAGUCCAAAACCUGACCAGGGAAUGGUGAAAAACUAUACAGUGCCUAACUAUGACCAAGACCAAAAAAUUGUUCAAGAGCCAAACUCUCAUCAAAAGUCUACACCUCCUGUCCAGAGACGUAAAUCUCAUCAAACACCUGUAAUGGUAAAGGCAACUGGUUUUGACAAAGAUCCUUCGACUGAACGACUGAACUCAAAUCCAGGGAAAAAGCUCAAACGGCCUCUUAAAACUAACAAGCCAGACUCAAAGCAGAAACCUGAAAAAAAGCUGAAUAGUAAAGAAAAGGCAAAACCUGAUCUAACAUCCAUAACAAACCAACAUUUAACAACUAUUGAAGAGCCUGAAUCUGAAAAAGCAGAAACAACUAAGCUUACACCAAAACCUAACCAAGAGCCUAAAACAGAUUUAAUAGGAAAUUCGGAUGGAAAUCUCUCUCCUGAACCAAACUCUAAUCAAGACACAACACCAGCACAAAAGGUUUCACUUGAUCAUAUUAAUAUACCCUCUAAUCAAAAGCCUAAACCAGGCCAGAAAACGCCAAUAAUUAACCAAAACAGACCAAAAUUUUACCAACAACGUCCAGAACUUGGGACAGACAAAAAGACAAAACCAAAUUUGAAUCCUAAACCUGGCCAAACACUUCAAACGCCUCAGCCUGGCCAAAUGCCUAAUCUUUUACCAAAGUCUGUACCUGAUGAAAUACCUAAAGCAGAAUCCAACCAACCAUCCAAUCCGAGGCCCCCCGUUGCACACGGUCCGACUCUCAAGCCAGGAACAACAUCUGUUCGAAGGACAAAACCAGCAGUGCAAUUAAAGUCCAGCCCAAAGACCAAAACAGACUUAGAUCCUCAUAUCAUUGGAAGGAAUUCGGAUGGCAUCCAAAAUUCCCAAACUGACAUGCCACCUACAUCUGGCCCUGUAAAACAGACUGCUGGAGCGACUCAUUCUCUAGAAGCCACAGAGUUCAGUCCCAGCACCAAAAAAACUAUCACUCUUGGUCCAACGACCUCCAACAGCCUGGAGUCUGGCCGCUUCCCUCUCCUUCACGCUCUCCCCAAAGGCUUCACCAUGAGCCCAAACAGCAGGAUUACGUCUGAUCUGCAGCCACAAACAGCCGGACAACCAACACCGAUCCCAAUGACAACAAGACCAAACAAAAUCAUGCAUGGGAUCCUCCCAAGUGUUAUCCCUAGCACCAGUCCAGGAUCCACAAGGCUAAAACCAGCUUCCAAUACUGACUCCAGCUUACAAACUAAGAUACUUCACGGUGUUGAGGAAACAGCGCCCAGACAAAUUCCAGAUCCAGACCAAAUGUUGAUUCCAGUCUCUUCCCCCAGUGCCCAAACUACCUCCACACUUAGCCCUGAAUUCAGGUCAACAACCCCUGCCACCUCUGGCCCUGAGGCCCCGGCUGCCGAGUCUUCCACUCGCAGUUCACUUGAGUUGCUCGUAAAAAUCAACCAGGUGGCCGCUUUCCCCAGCAACAACCGGAGUCCAAACAGAAGGUCACAGGACGAUCGUCCAAAAGAUGAUCCUGAGGACAAGCAGGGAGGAAACCACAAACUACCAACGUGGAUAUCAUCUAAAGCCACCGCGGUGAGGAGAGACUGCUCGGACCACCUGCUCCGAGGAGGGACAACACGGAGCGGCGUGUACCUGGUGACCCCCGAGAUCCGCAGCAGAAGCUUCUCGGUCUCCUGUGACAUGGAGCAGGCCGGUGGCGGCUGGACCCUGCUGCAGCGGCGACAGGACGGCAGCGUGAGCUUCAACCGCACCUGGGCCGAGUACCGGUCGGGCUUCGGGAAGCUGGACGGGGGCGAGUUCUGGCUCGGGAACAACAUGAUCCACCUGCUGACGCGGGACCGGGACACGGUGCUGCGGGUGGAGCUGGAGGACUUCGACGGGGUGAAGGAGUACGCAGAGUACGAGCACUUCAAGGUGGCGAGUGAGCGUCUGCUCUACCGGCUGACGGUGGGGGGCUACUCCGGCACCGCGGGGGACGCUCUCCGCUUCAGCGAGACGUACGAUCACAACAACCGGCCGUUCACCACCCCGGACCGGGACAACGACCGAUAUCCAUCCGGGAACUGCGGCGCCUACUACAGCUCCGGAUGGUGGUUCGACGCCUGCAUGGCCGCGAACCUCAACGGGAGAUACUACCUGGGGAAGUACACAGGUGUGCGGGACGGGAUUUUCUGGGGCACGUGGCAUGACAUCUCGACAGAGUAUUACCCCACCAGUGAGAGACGGUCAUUUAAAAGCGUCCGGAUGAUGAUCAGACCGAAAGGCUUUGCACCAUGAGCUAUGACUCUGCUUUCAUAUAAUAUAUUAUUAAACCUAUCAUUCCUUCCAUGCAGGUGAUUUGCACCAUGAUCACAAUACUGCCGCCUUGUGGUGGGUUAAUUUGCAACCUUACUGUUUACCCUAAAGGUUAAUAUGACAACAACUGAGGAUGUAGAUUAUAAUCCCAAUUACACAGUAUGUUUUUUAAUCGUCUGCUAACGUCAUUUGAGAGUGUUCAAGUUGUUCAAUGACGAGAGAGAAAUCCUCUUGCAAAGAGUUAUUUUUCUAAGAUUGUCUGAAUCUGAUGGGUAUGAAGCAACAGAGAAUUAUAUUUUUUAUUACAGUACUGGAAGGCCAGUCGAUUUUCCUUUUAUGUUUUAUAAUUGUGAUUUGUUUUUUGUUAUAGAUAAAUAAAGAGUGUACAUAAAUUA